This is a messenger RNA of Adineta ricciae, 828 nucleotides long. The record is from the annotation of a GenBank genome assembly. NCBI's taxonomy places the organism in Eukaryota, Metazoa, Rotifera, Eurotatoria, Adinetida, Adinetidae.
AUGAGAUACCUGUACUAUAUCGGAUACUUUCUACUCAAAUGCACUUUUGCUGUGCAAAUUGGAUGCCUCCAGAAUGUAUCAUUUUCGGGUAUUUCGUCGGGUAUAUGGUUGAACAAUUCAAUCGAUUGCAAUAAUUGUAUAUGCUAUAUGUUGAAAACCAAUUCAUCAGCUUUGAAUUGUUAUCUAAAUACGAUGAAUAUCACGAACUGUCUAUUAUUCAGAAAUUAUUCGACUGUCUCUGGCGGAGUUCAAGUCGUUGCGACAUCAAACAGCUCUUUAGCUUGUUUUACAGAAUUUCCACCAACAUCGGUCGACACUACCACUUCUUUACCGACUACUACACAAGCAGCAACUACUGUCGGGUCGGUGUGUGCUGGGUACGUAAAAUCCACUGUUCUUCUACAACUUUACAAUGCCGCGAAUCAAUCAUAUAUUCAAUAUUUAUACACAUAUCAAGCGACAAGUGCAAUAACAACACUGAUGUUUUGCUUUCAGAAUCAGCAAUACUUCUGGGCGUUAGAUAGCGUCUCCAUGAAGGAUUUCCAGAAUUCUACGGAAUUAAUAAGAAAUGGAGGAUUUGAGACAGGUGGUUGGGAUUAUUGGACAUAUUACUGUAGUAAAUAUGACGGAAGUGGUAUGAGGAAGAGUUAUCUUUCAUGUUCACCAAAAGCGGGAAGCUGGUUUUAUCUCGACAUUCAGUAUAGCGCAGGGGAUGGAAUAUACCAAAAUGUAACUACAGUCAUAGGCAGGAAUUAUACGAUCAGUUUUUAUUUAGCCAAUCCUUUGGGUGGUAAUGUGUCCGUGGCUAUAGUUUCUGUUGGGCCGUAA